AUGUCAAGCCAGUUUGGAUCUUUGCUGUCUUGUUUCUGGCGAGCGUCUUCACUGAAACUGAAAGCUACUUUGGUAGAGGCAAUAAUAGAGUGGGCAAACGAACCAUCAAACUGCAGGUUAAACAUUUUUGUUUUCAUUAUUUUUUGAAAGUUAACAUGAUCCGUGCAGUUGAAUGAACAACCUAAGCGGUUGAAAAAGAACCUGAAAAAUGUCAGGCUUGACCGGGAUCGAAGUCUGAUCUUUGAGAUGACCGGAAUCAUAUUGUGAACUGUGGGCAAAGACUUUUUUUUUUUACCAACGCGGUUUGGGGAAAAUCAAAUCCCAUUGUACAGUCACCUUUUUCUUAUUAAUUUGUUACUUUCGGUAUCUUUUUGGAUAAGAACAAUUUUUAAACCCAGUCCACGCUGAGACCGCAUUCUUAGUAAAAUUCGAAAAUAUUCGGUUUCAACGAACCACCUAUAAUAACCACCUUGUUGCGUGGGGUCACCUUUUCUGAUUUAAAGUAUUUGUCUCGUAAAAUAAUUAUCUCCCUCAUUAUUUUUUUUUGUUCAUUUGUUCGUUUGUUUUUAAGGACGACGAGGCCUUGCCCCUUUGGCCGAGGGAACAGUUCUUGGAUCCAAAGGUACAGCAAUAAUUUUGUUUCCAAUAAUGUUCGUUGAUUACAUUAAUUCCCACGUUCAUUUAAUUAGUUUAGUCUCAUCGAUUAUUCUCUAAAUGAUAAAGUCUGGGCAUUCACUCAGUCAAGAAUUACUUAAUGCAAUGUUUAAUGGGUCUUUAGUCAACAUUUUUCCGUUAAAAAAAAAGCACUUUAUUUGAGUGUCAAUGUAAUUAGCACGAAAGUGCUAUUUGGGGACCCUAUAUUUUACGUCUCCUAAUGGAGACGGGAUCGCCAUUUUACGUGGUCAUCCGAGCCACGCGAAGGUCCAGCCGCCUGCAGGGCAAAGGGAGUACCUUCAUUUCUCAGUUAUUUUAAGACCCUGAGUAUUGGUCCGGCCCCGGAAAUCGAACCAGUGACCUCCCGCUCUGCAGUCAAGCGCUCUAGCGACUGAGCUAGUCCUGCCGCGGUAAUCUGUCUUUACAUCUGUCUUUACAUAUAUAUUUUUGACUCGUGAUUUCAGGGUGAAGUACGCAUGCGGAAGGAAGAACUCUGCAAGACUGCUAAAAGGUCCUGCUCGGGAGUUUAACAGGAAACCCAGGAAAUAA
This is a messenger RNA of Porites lobata, 1203 nucleotides long. NCBI's taxonomy places the organism in Eukaryota, Metazoa, Cnidaria, Anthozoa, Scleractinia, Poritidae. The record is from the annotation of a GenBank genome assembly.